CGUCUCACUACCUGCCCCCUGGAUCCUGUCCCCUCACAACUACUACGGUCACCGUCUUCUUCCAUCCUAUGCUCCCUCACAUCUUCAUCUUCAAUCUUUCCUUCUCUACUGCAUGCGCACAUCACUCCCAUACUUAAAAAGCCCUCCCUGGACCCCACCAACCAAUUCCGUACCAUCCCAUCCUAUGGCCACUAUUCCGUACUCAUCCCAUCCUAUGGCCGCUACUCCGUACUCAUCCCAACCAAUGGCCGCUACUCCGUACUCAUCCCAACCAAUGGCCGCUACUCCGUACUCAUCCCAACCAAUGGCCGCUACUCCGUACUCAUCCCAACCAAUGGCCGCUACUCCGUACUCAUCCCAACCAAUGGCCGCUACUCCGUACUCAUCCCAACCAAUGGCCGCUACUCCCACUCAUCCCAACCAAUGGCCGCUACUCCGCACUCAUCCCAACCAAUGGCCGCUACUCCGCACUCAUCCCAA
Messenger RNA from Staurois parvus, 480 nucleotides. The record is from the annotation of a GenBank genome assembly. Lineage: Eukaryota; Metazoa; Chordata; Amphibia; Anura; Ranidae.